AUGGGAGGCCACGGCCGAGCUUUAGAGGCUCUUGUGCAGGUGCUGCGGGAACUUAAAGAUGAAAGCGAGGCGGCUGCUGUGAUUGGGGCAGUCAUGCUUCAACUGUCACAGAAGUACCCCUGCGCUGGCUCGCAAACCUUCGACGAUGACUCUAUCAAAGCAGUUCUUCGGACGGCACUGUCAGGCAAAUGGGUUCGGCGCGGUGACAAGCUUGUGAACAUCAAUGCUCAGAAGGCAGACUUGAUUCGUUUGCGGUACAAUGAUGCCUGCACUCGCUACCGCAUUGAAGUUCCGUACAUAUGGCUGCACAUGAUGCUCAACACUGUGCCAGCAAAUUCUAAAGAUCUGGCCCCAUGGCGCCUGAUGGACUACAGCCAGUUUUUGAGUGAUCCACCGCAAGAUGGCACAGAAUGGGAGGAGUUCAACGCAGCCUUCAGAGUGUUGUGGUCUUGGGCUUUCGAAGAAAUGCAAGAAGUGCCAGAAGGCUCCUUGCACAGCGGGGCAAUCAUAAAGCCAGAUACCUUAAAGGAUAAGAUGGUCAUCAAUCGGCAUCUGAAGCGCUUCAAGGCAAAACAUCGAAAAGCAACAGCUUCAAAGGACUGCGGCAACCCAAAGGCCCGCAAAGACCCAGCAGCGGCAAAGCCCCCAAGCCGUCCCGAAAAGCAUGAGUGCGAAGUCGAUGGCGAGGAGACCACGGUCAAUUUGACUCGGACUGAUGUUCUUGUUCUGAAUGCGAAGGGUGCGAAUGCUGCAGAUGCGGUCCUUCGCUUGCGCACCCAGACUGGCGAUCUGAUCGCAGAGUGCUUGCAGAUGAAGCAUGGGCAGUCCGCGUGUCACCUAGAAGAUGAGCGUCAGAAAGCCUGUGAUGAUGAUGACAUCUUCGUCGUGCUGCGAAACAGCAACGCUGAAGCUCCAGCUGGCGAGAACUUGAUAUUUGUGUCCGAGGGUCAGUUCGCAGAUUACUUCGGAGUUUACAGCGGCAGAGCAUUCAGCAGUGCGGCUAGAAGCGUGCCUUGUCGGAUCCAGCAGUAG
Messenger RNA from Symbiodinium necroappetens, 1032 nucleotides. NCBI's taxonomy places the organism in Eukaryota, Dinophyceae, Suessiales, Symbiodiniaceae. The record is from the annotation of a GenBank genome assembly.